CAAAGCAUCCAUCUUUUUUUUUUUCAUUCAAGACAAUUUGAGACCAGGAUUAAACAAACACCCAACACCAGCAUCCUCAGCAGUGAGAGGGAUUAUCCCAGUUGGCUGGGGCAUGUAGCCACAUCAAGGACAAAUUGUCCCACGGUGACGAUUUCCCUGCUCCACUCACUCAGGUGCAGCAGAGAGGCAGAGCCCGCAUCCAUUUGUAAUGGGUACCCUGAAGUGGCUCUUCUGGGCUGGGCUGGGCUACCUGGGUUGCUGCUGUCUCCCCAGGGUGCAGGCACAGUUCCCCCGUGCCUGCAUGACAGUGGAUGCCCUUCGCUCAAAGCGCUGCUGCCCAGCCUUGGGGACAGACCCAAGUAACAUCUGUGGGUCCCUGCAGGGCCGAGGCUGGUGUCAGGGUGUGCAGACAGACACUCAGCCCUGGAGUGGCCCCUACACCCUUCGAAACGUGGAUGAUCGGGAACGGUGGCCCCUCAAGUUCUUCAACCAGAGCUGUCGGUGCACAGAAAACUUUGCUGGCUAUAACUGUGGUGACUGCAAGUUUGGCUGGACCGGCCCCGAAUGCAACAUGAAGAAGCCAGCAGUUGUCAGGAAGGAUGUCCACUCUCUGACGCCAGAGGAGAGAGAUCAGUUCUUUAAUGCUCUAGACCGUGCAAAGAGAACCAUUCACCCAGACUAUGUAAUUGCAACUCAGCACUGGAGAAGUCUGCUUGGUCCCACGGGAGAGGAACCACAAAUUGCCAACUGUAGUAUUUAUAACUACUUUGUUUGGCUUCAUUACUACUCAGUCAGAGACACACUAUUAGGACCUGGACACCCAUUCACAGGUAUCGAUUUCUCCCACCAAGGACCUGCGUUUGUUACUUGGCAUAGGUACCAUUUGCUGUUGCUGGAGAGAGACCUGCAGCGACUGAUAGGCAACGAAUCCUUUGCACUGCCCUACUGGAACUUUGCCACGGGUAGAAACGAGUGUGACAUCUGCACGGAUCAGCUCUUUGGAGCACCGCGGCCAGAUGACCUGGGGCUGAUCAGCCUGAACUCCAGGUUCUCCCAGUGGCAAAUAGUUUGUAACAGCUUGGAUGACUACAACCGCCUGGUCACGCUGUGCAAUGGGAGUGACGAAGGGCAGCUGCGGCGAAGUCCCCCUGGGAGCUCCAGCAAGCAGCUACCCACUGCAGAGGAUGUCAGGAGGUGCCUUUCCCUGCAGGAGUUUGACAGCCCCCCCUUUUUCCGCAAUUCCAGUUUCAGUUUCAGGAAUGCGCUAGAGGGCUUCGAUAAACCAAGUGGAGCCCUUAACUCACCAGUGCUGAGCCUUCAUAAUUUGGUUCACUCUUUCCUGAAUGGGACCAGUGUUCUCCCUCAUGCAGCUGCCAACGAUCCCAUCUUUGUGGUUCUUCACUCCUUUACUGAUGCCAUCUUUGAUGAGUGGAUGAAACGGUUUAAACCCCCUGGCAGCACCUGGCCUGAGCAGCUGGCCCCCAUCGGUCACAACAGACUCUACAACAUGGUCCCUUUUUUCCCUCCUGUGACCAACAAUGAGCUCUUCCAAACCGCGGAGCAGCUUGGCUACACCUAUGCCAUUGACCUGCCAGGUUCUCUUGAAGAAACUAAAGUGUGGGCUGUCAUGGCUGGAUCCACAAUUGGAGGAGCACUUAUAGCUCUGGCUAUGCUUGUUGUGCUGCUUGUACUUUUCCAGCACCGAAGGCAGAGAAGAGGUUUUGAACCACUGAUGAAUGUGAGCUUCAGCCCCAGAAAGUACAUGGAAGAGGCCUAGAGCCCUUGCUUGGUUUCUCUGCUUAUUCUUGUAGAAACUGACCUUGAUUGCCUCAUUGAGAGUUUAUCACAUACUCCUUUGGCAGCUGACUACAUUGUUCUCAUUCAGGUUUUCCUGUUAUCUUGUGAACUGUAAUAUAUGAAGUGUCUGGGUGAAAGGCACAAGACAGGACAGACUUUUCUCAUUACCAUGUUAUCUGGAGUGUGUGACACUUGUAAGUCAUCCUCUAUAGAUUUAGAUCAAGACAGAUAAGAAUACAAAUAGAAGAAAACCAACUUGAAUAACCAAGAUAGUUUUUCACCUCAAUGUGUUUUGAUUUCAUUCAACAGCUCUAAG
Melopsittacus undulatus (budgerigar) is the source of this 2113-nucleotide messenger RNA. It is a transcript of the gene DCT, whose product is annotated as dopachrome tautomerase. Gene Ontology annotation, molecular function: oxidoreductase activity; dopachrome isomerase activity. The transcript has 8 exons. Lineage: Eukaryota; Metazoa; Chordata; Aves; Psittaciformes; Psittaculidae. Gene Ontology annotation, biological process: ventricular zone neuroblast division; developmental pigmentation; positive regulation of neuroblast proliferation. Bases 209 to 1777 code for a protein of 522 amino acids. Gene Ontology annotation, cellular component: melanosome. The record is from RefSeq and is a predicted model, not a curated record.